AUGAAUAUGACCCGGAUCGCUCUAGUCGUCAAUCAGAACGUGUCAGACGUAACCUACUCCAUCUCACAGAUUGGUCUCUUCAUACUCGAGGUCAACGUAGGCAUGGUCUGCGCCGCGCUACCAACGCUGGGCCCGUUGAUCUUCCGCGACCGCAGUGGCUCGGGACCAGGAACGUGUUCGUCAUCUGGGAAGAUCAACUCGUUCGUGCGGCGUCGCAACGCAAAUCUAAGCAGGACCCACCCUUUCAGCGAGAUCCCGACCCUGGUCGACACGGACGACGAGGCUAUGCCGCUGCGGGACGUGACGGCGAAAGGCUCCGAUGAUGCACGACCAUCACCACGACGACCACGACCACCUGGGCCUCACCCGCAAAGCCCGAGGGCCGACAAGAACAUCAGUGUUCAAACAGAUUUCUACGUGUCUUAG
This is a messenger RNA of Aspergillus melleus, 426 nucleotides long. RefSeq lists its product as uncharacterized. The record is from RefSeq and is a predicted model, not a curated record. Bases 1 to 426 code for a protein of 141 amino acids. The transcript has a single exon. Lineage: Eukaryota; Fungi; Ascomycota; Eurotiomycetes; Eurotiales; Aspergillaceae.